Molecule: messenger RNA, 7906 nt
Organism: Anopheles coustani
Lineage: Eukaryota; Metazoa; Arthropoda; Insecta; Diptera; Culicidae
Gene: cno
Product: afadin
Exons: 16
Coding region: 657-7169 (2170 amino acids)
Biological process (GO): signal transduction; regulation of protein localization
Cellular component (GO): adherens junction
Molecular function (GO): cell adhesion molecule binding
Source: RefSeq, a predicted model, not a curated record
UGCAAACGCACCUUACCCAAAGCAUGGUGCAUGGAGCAGGUCUGGCGCCACGUAAAGAGAAUCGAGGGGAGAGGACUUCCGUUCGGCUUCGCCGGGGAAAACAGAAAGCACAACCGGCACCGCGCGUAGGAAGGACAGCAGGGAAGCGCGAGACAUUCCACCGUUCGUUCGUACGGAAAGAACGUUGCCGGCUGAACCGACGGUUGCGUGCUGACGGCAAAGGAAGUUUUCACCGCCAGAAAGAAGGAUCCAAUUAUCUCAUCUACCACCUUCCAGUUCCGCCCCGUCCCGGUCGAACGCAACGUAACCAAUAAAAACUCACACAAACAUUCCGCCGACAUCGGUUCAAGGGAGCUGCUCGAAAGGGCUAGUAGGAAAAGGUAUCGAAUUGUAGUACACUCGCCGGCUCGCAUUACCACCGUCUCGAGUUACCAUCCGCCGGCGUAAAGACGCGCACAAGUCAAGCAAGACCAGAUAGACGGCAACGUCUAACAGCAGCGCGAGACCGUCUAUCGCGUGCCCGAUUCGUCGUCGGGUUGUGGUGGCCGCUCCGGCGGCAACAUUGCCACCACCAACCCUACUGAAACGUGGUCUGGUCGACUAGGUGACCGGCCACCCCAUUUCCGGUACGCAAGCCCCCGUAAGCGGAACGAUCGAUGACGACGACGAUGUCGCUGAACGAGAAACGCAUGUUUGAUCGCGAAACACUCCGAUCCGUCAUCCAGCAAUGGAACACGGUUCGGUUGGAUAUUUUUGCGCUCUCCGAGCCCAAUGAGAAUCUGGAGUUCCACGGUGUGAUGCGAUUUUACUUUCAGGACGAGGGCCAAAAGGUAGCAACAAAAUGUAUUCGUGUCGCUUCCGACGCCACCGUUUCCGACGUUAUCGAAACGUUGAUAGAAAAAUUCCGGCCCGAUAUGCGAAUGCUGUCCCUUCCGAACUACGCGCUGUACGUGGUCCAUGCGAACGGCGAGGAGCGGAAGCUGAACCCGGACGAGAAACCACUGCUCGUGCAGCUCAACUGGCACAACGACGACCGUGAGGGACGGUUUCUGUUGAAAAAUUGCGCCCAAAAGACAAAUACCCUCGACAGCAUCACCGACCAGCCCAGCUUUAAGCGGAAACUCUCAAAGCGGGAAAAGAAAGAGCAGAAGAAAAAGGAAAAGCUGAACAAACUGCAGUCGGGAGGCGGCGCGGGCGGACCGGAUUCGGAAAACCACGUCGCGGAGAAGCUGUAUACCGAGCUGCCGGAAACGUCCUUCACACGAUCCAUCUCUAAUCCGGAAGCGGUGAUGCGGCGACGCCGGCAGCAGAAGCUGGAGAAGAAACUGCAGCAGUUCCGGUCGAGGGACGGCGGACCGGACACCGGCGGGACGCUGAAGAUUUACGGCGAGAGUCUGUGCCGCGACGUGCCGUACAAAACGCUGCUCCUCUCGAUACGGGACUGCGCCCAGGCCGUCGUCCGGGAGAUGCUUUCCAAGUACGGCAUGGAUAAAGUGGAUCCGCUCCACUACUGUCUUGUGCAGGUUAACAGCGAUGGCUCGGAGUACAUUCUUGACGACGACGAGUGUCCACUCUCGAUUCUGAUGAAUCAUCCAACAUCGAGGGGUUCGAUAAUGUUUCACGUGCGUCGCCGACCGGCGGAUUCGCAGCCGCGCAGACGGAAAAAGAAACCGCUCGGCGUGGCGAACGGUGGCAACAAUAUCGGGGGCGACCGCGAGGGCCCGAUGCUGAUCGAGAUCACGCACAGCGGCGACGGUGGACGGCGGGUGAAGCUCGGCAGCGAACCGAUCGAGGUCGGGUCGGCCAACACCAACGCCCUGCAGCUGUUCGGCCCGUCCAUCCAGGCGCGCCACUGUCUCAUUUCGAUGCACGACGGCGUGUGCACCGUGACGCCGCUGCACGCCGACGGCACGACGUUCGUGAACGGCCACCACAUCCAGCAGCCGACGAUACUGCAUAACGGCUCGGUGGUCAUGUUCGGGCGGGUUGCGUCCUACCGGUUCGUCGACUCACCCUCGGAUGGACGCUACAAUCUGGCGCUGUCGCAAUCUCAGCUGGAUUCGGCUUGUUUGUACGAAAGCCGAUCACCGACCUCCCCGACGUCCUGGAACGAGGAAGAAAGUCGCCCCAUCAGCCCGAUCAGCUCCGUGCAAACGGUUCCACCCACCGUCGGAGGAAGUGCAGUUGGCAGUUUCCUCGACAAUGCUCCCCCGACCGGUGCGGAAGUUGGUCAAUCGGCGCAGCAACAGCAGCAGCAGCAGCACCAUCAGCAACAUUUAUUCGCGGCCGGCGUUUCCCAGCAACAACAACAGCAACAGCAUCAGCCACAUUCGCACAUGCACCGUCAUCAUCAUCCGAGCGGACUGCUCGUGACGGCGCUGGAUGGUCCCGACGCGGUCGAUGAGGCGGGAGGAGGUGGCUCCAAGAUGCACCCAACCGGGACGACGGAGCAUGGCGAGGGAGAUCUAGGUGCCGGACCCGGAGGACCGAACGGGGGUGGAGCUGGCAAUGGCGGUGAAACAGAAACGAAAUCCAUUUCCAGCUACAAGUCAAUCGGAUCAACCACGGACAGGACAAGCACAUUCCCGAAGCUGCAACCGUCGCACGCGGCCACAUCGAUCGCUGGUGAACCGGGCGGCCAGGAACCUAUCCUUCCGGCGGUGCUGGAGUUUCCGGAGCAAAACCAGGAGCCAUUCCUUCAGUCCGUCAUCAGCGAGCUGGAUGUGAACUCGCCCAACUUUAAGCUCGCGCCCGUCUACACGCUCUACCUGUGCGCCCGGUACCGCGCGUCGACGCACUACCGCCCCGAUCUGCAGCCAACCGAGCGGGCCCACAAGCUGACCGUGUUCCUGCAUCACGUGGCCAAUCUGAUCCAAAACGUCGUGCAGGAGCAGUACACGGACGCGAAGAUACUCUCCUUCUGGAUGGCGAACAGUUCCGAGUUUCUGCACUUCCUCAAAUCGGACCGCCACAUAUCGGCGUUCAGCGUGCAGGCCCAGGAGGUGCUGGCUGAGAGCGUGCAGACCGCGUUCCGCAAUCUCGUUUCGAUUUUUCACGUCGAGCUGUCGCAAACGCUGAACCAGUUCCUGUCGGAGAACAUCGAUCACGACUCGGCCGCCGGCCUGGUGCUGUCGGUGCUCGGCUCGGCCAUGGCCCUGCUGCGCCGGUGUCGCGUCAACGCGGCCCUCACCAUCCAGCUGUUCUCCCAGCUGUUUCACUACAUCAACGUGGUGUGCUUCAACAAGUUUGUAACGACCUCGCAUAUGUGCACCAGCGCGUGGGGGAAGGCGCUUAGCGAACGGUUGUCGCUGUUGGAGCUGUGGGCGGAAAAGCAAGGUCUCGAGCUGGCGGCCGACUGUCACCUGGCGAAGAUUAACCAGUGCGCCCAGUUCCUGCAAGCGCCCAAAACGUCCGUCCCGGAUGUGCAGCAGUUGGCGUGUUCCUGUUUCCGGCUGAACUCGCUCCAAAUGGCGGCACUCCUAUCGCAAGAGACGAUCCCACGGAACCUAAUCGAUACGGCCGUGCGGAUGGCCGAAUCGGUCGCGGACGAGCUGAGCCGCGCCGAUGGGCGCGAGAUACGGCUGGAGGAGUCACCGGAAUUGCCACUCGCGUUGCUCCUUCCCGACGACGGUUUCAGCUGCGAUGUGGUUCGCGGCAUUCCGGCCGGAUUGGUGGACUUUUUGAACCCCUUCCAGAUGGCCGGAUGGUGCCGGCUAGCCUCCCAGCCGACCAGCAUCGGCCUGUGGACGGUGUACAUGCAUCAGUUCAAUCAGGGUCGCUCGCCGAGCGUAAUGUCGAGCAAGCUUCCGCAGCCGGAAGUGCAAAUCAUCAAACUGCACAAGAACGCCAACGGGAUGGGGCUGUCGAUCGUGGCGGCGAAAGGGGCCGGUCAGGAACGGCUCGGUAUCUACAUCAAGUCGGUUGUUGGUGGCGGUGCGGCAGACAUCGACGGACGACUGCAGGCGGGUGAUCAGCUGCUCGAAGUGGACGGGCAGAGUCUGAUCGGUAUCACACAGGAGCGGGCGGCGGACCACCUCGUGCGCACCGGUCCGAUCGUUACGCUGAAAGUCGCGAAGCAAGGUGCCAUCUAUCACGGUUUAGCCACCCUUCUCCAGCAGCCAAGUCCCGUGAUCCAGCGCGGUGGUCGAAGAAUGUCCGAACGGGACAUGACUCGGGUCGGUACCAGCAGCGGUGACAUUAGUAAACCCCCCGUACCAUCACCAUCCACCGGGCAGCAGCUACUAAACAGCAAAUCCGUUCCCGCACUGCACCACGUUGGCAAUAUUGGUUCUUCCGCCAACAAAUCCCGCAGCAUACACAACCUUACUGGUGGCGGAGGCGUUGUAGGCGCCGCGGCAAACAACCAGGAUCAAGGAUUUUACCAAAACCUCAGCGUGUACCGGGCGCAAAAUCAAAGUCAUCCCAACCUGGGUGAAAGACCUCCAAUGCCCCUACAAACGUCGCUCAAUUCCCCCGGUCAGCAACAACAGCAUCAGCAGCAAUUGCUACAGCAACACCAACACCAGCUUCAGCAACAGCAACACCACCAGCAACAGCAGCACCCAAUUCUAAACCGUCCAGCGUCUGCCUAUUUUAAUAGCAAUAAUAGCAGUAACAGUACCAACCCGAGUAGUUUGUUAAUGGCAACACCAAACACUAUGUCGUACACGAUGCCUAAUCAACCGCCUAGUAGUAGUAAUAACGGUAAUCUAACGAACAUAUCGCAGAGUAAUGUUAACAACACGAUGAACAACCGUCUGGCGGGCGGCGGAGGGAUGGGGCCGAAGCAGCAGCAGCAGCAGCUGCCCAUGGCACCACCGUCGGCUGGAGGGAAUGUGAACGGUUUCAUGCGCGAUGUGCAGGCGCAGCAGAGUCUCCGCAUGAACCAAAUGAUGGCCCCAUCGAUGCCGAACAUUGCCCACUCGGUCGCUAGUGGAGGUGGUGGGUACCCGUCGGCCGUUGGAGGAAUUUCCGCCAGCCAGAGCAUGCAAAAUGUGAACAUGAUUCCGGGCGGCCCGGGAAGUCCCGCCGGUGGUGGUGGUGGUGGUGGUGGGUACAACUAUCAUGGCAGUGCAAACGGAAGUCCUAUGCUGUCGCCACAGAUGUACCCUCACGAUCAACAACAGUUGGCCGCACAGCAUCAUUCGUCGCUGUUGCGCGGGCAGGCGAAGCUUGCCGAAAUGAACGAACUGAUCAAACGUCGCCAGCAGCAGCAACAGCAACCGGUCGCUUACAAUACGGCGGCCACGGGAAACAAACCGCCGACAUCGCAGCAAGGCAUGAUGCCUCCUUCUACCGCCCCGAAGCCGAUGCGCUCGCAGGAAGAUCAACCUCCGCUACCGCCCGUGUCAACGCAUCCACUGUUCAAAGGGCAAGGGCAAUCCGGUCCGAACAAUGCCUACUCCAGCUCCGAACCACCGAAGGUAGGCUUCUACCCAACGAUGCCAACGCAGAGCAAAACGCUCCCCCCGAUCGGCAGCAGCCCGUGGGAGCGCGAGGAAAAGGAGAAGGAAAGUGAACUGAGGCGUGAACAUGUGCGCGCCUGGCGGGACCAACAGAUCCUGGAGCUACAAUCGUUGCCCCAGCGAACCCCGAAACAGGAGGAACAGCUCCGCACGUUGAACCUGGAGCGUGACUUCGAGCGGCGCGCCAUGGAGGAAGAUCAAGACUACGACAACGAUCUACCGUACGGCGCGAAGGAGCAUGGCAGCGUGCAGGAGGUGGUCCGCUUGACACAACCGAACGCAGCGCCACUAACUGCGCCGAUGACGAAGCUUAAACAAGUCGACAUCAAGGCGCCCGACACGCUGUCCCUUGCGUCCAACAGUGAACACUCGUCGACGGUUUCGUCCGUGUCCACGACGAUCGCCAACUUCCAGCAGCAACAGCAGACAUCCACCACCGGAGGAAGUGGACAGCCAUUGAUUCAGCCGAAAAGUAUCCUUAAACACAACACCAACAGCAGUACGCCUUCGUCGCCGUCGAAGGGUGCGGCCAAGACGGCCAGCUUUGCGCACGACGGAACCAACGCACCCUCCGCUCGGUCGCAACUGAACCUGAGCGAAAUUACGGCCAACAACACGAACGCCAACCAGAUGAUGUCGCAGAUGGUGCACGAUAUGAACCAGUUGAAUCUGGCCACCGCCUUGAUGGGUGAGGAUCGGGAGAACAGUGAGUACGGUCAUCCGAUGAUGGUUCAUGAACAACAGCAGCAGCAGCAACAACAACAGCAACAGCAGCAGCAAAUGUUGAUGAACGGUGGAUACAUGACCGACGCGAAUGGUGGAGCAGUUCCCCCGCCACCACCUCCGGAGCGAAACAGCUCCUAUGUGAUUAUGUCUCAGCAGCAGCAGAAACUUCGCACUAGCACCGGUCCGGCGUCAAGCGGAAAGUUACCCUAUGGGGUGCCGACAAGCAGUGCCAACAGUCCCGCCCUGGUGGACCAGCAGCAGAAUAUGCUGAACAACAACCCCGCCACCACCAACACGUCGACGAUGGGCGGUACGAUGGGAGGACGAUACGGCAACAACAAUCUCCUUAUGACGGCCCCCAACAACAUGAACAAUAACAUUAGUAACCAGCUUGUUGGAAGCAACCCGGCGACACCCACUGCGGCCAGCGGUAUUGUGGCAGGCGCCAGUUCCUCAGCGCUGCUUGCUGCCGCAGCUAGCAACAACAACUACAAGGACAAUAAGCGUGUCUCGUUCCACGAUGAGGAUGCGGGAAACAAUAAUAACAACAACCCAGCUGGCCCCGCGGGAUAUACGCAAGCAGGUCACCUGAUCGGUGGAAGUGUCGGCGGAAGUGGCAGUGACACGACCGGGCAACCCGGUGAACUCGGUACCAUCCACGAGCGUCCGGAUCCGGAUCGUUUCAUCGACGAAACCAUGCCGGCCAUGCUGCACACCCCGACGACACCGGAGGGCGAAAACUGGAACAUGCAAAUUCAAGCGACACCCGGCGUUAUUGGCGCCCAAGAAGUUUAUCGUGACCCCCGGACACGCCGUUUGGCCGAGCAGCAGCAGAAACAGAAGAGCGAACCCGUGCCGGAGAAGUUGUCGUUCAAGGAGAAGAUGAAAAUGUUUGCCCUCGAAUCGGGCGAAAACAAUACGCCGAAGGACAAGCUGAAAAUCUCCCGCGCCCAAAGGGAUAUCGAUGCGGUUCACUAACGCAAAAGUGAAGCGGACGGUUUUUAUUUUAGUUUUAUGUGUAUUUUUCGUGUAGAGCUACAUUCUUAGGACCCGAUGCUGCGAUGAAAACUCAAAACACCACUCCCUGACCGGAAUCCCCGCUCCUGCGUACGUCGAAUUAGGUCGUACAAAACCGCACUAGAAGCUGACUCUGGGCUGCUGCACCGGAUCGAGGUGAAUAGAUUUAUAUCAUCGACAGGAUCUUGGCUCUGGACAGGUGUUUAAAAUGUAGAUAGACGAAAUCUCCUAGAUAACUUAGCGUAGUACUACAAUACAACAUACACCGAUUAUGCUCUUCGGUCGCUCGAGCUAAAUUACGACGAAUAGCGAACCACGAUAAUAAUGAUCACACUGAACAACAGAUCGUUGCGAUUGAUACGAACCCAAUGGACCAACAAUGUUACUAACAGAAGAGAUAUAAGAGAGCAGCUUAGAGAAUUGUUUUUGUUUUUAUAUGACUAUAUAUCUCUAUAUGAACAGUUUAUAAAUAUGUCCUCACUCCAUCCCUCCCUCUAUCUCUCUCUGUAUGUAUACUAAAUGAAGGCAACCUAUAGUCAACUGAGGAAUUAUAUUUAUCUGUAAGAGAACAAACAAAAAGAAACAAAAGUAACGCAAGUUGAGAGCAAAUCAUAAUAAUUCGAAAGUCAACGGUAUCGAAAUGUUAAAUGAUGAGAUAUAAUAAUAGAUAUGUAAGAUAAAAAACAAAACUAAGACGA